AUGUUGUCAGUCGGCCUUCCUGCUUCUUCGCGAGCGGUUUGAAUGGCAGGUCUUACGUGUGUUGCGUGAUCGGUCUUUUAAACAUUCAGUUUAUGAAAAUUCAAUUUUCAGUGUUGUUCCUUCCAUUAGAAAAGAAAGGUGAUUAAGAAGAUGCACGUGCUUAAGGAAAUUAUUAUUGCGGUGCUGGCCAUUCAAAUGGUUUUCUCUGAAUCAGAAGGUCUUCCAGGAAUUUUGGGAGGAAUUGAAAAUGUCGCCAACAGUGCUACUACUUUUCUGUCAGGACUUUUGCAACGACAGAAAGAAUUGAUACACCGCGUUACGGACACGGCCUCUAAUUACAAAUUUGGCCUUCCUAAUUCGAUAUGGAUAUUCAUUACCAGUUGCUAUUUUUCACAAGAAUACUUUCUGCAUCACCAUCAAUCUCCAUCCUCCGCUAAAUCGCUUUAUUAUGACUAUCAGUGCUAUUUUAACACCGCGGUGGAGACGCCGAGGAAUCUUCUCAUCAACGCGACUAAACUCACCACUGGUUACAUUGACAGCGCAGCCUCGAAGGGUCUGGAGUUGAAAAUUCGAAGGUUCAUAGACAAACUUCGUGCCAGAAUGCCCUAUGGGAUACCAGAACUUGGAAUCCCACCUUUGGAACCGUAUCGUCUUGAUGAACUGGAUAUACAUGUAGACAAUUCAGACAUAGGGAACAUAUCCAUCGUUUUGGAGGAUAUCGUGCUAUACAAUUUGUCGACCUUCGUGGUCAACAAGGCGAAACUAUCCUUGAUCGGACCAACGUUUGCGGCGAAUAUUUCUAUUCCGGAAAUAUACGCGGAGGGCCUUUACAAUAUAUCCGGAGUCCUGGGGAACACAGUCGAUUUGAAAGGUGCUGGGUCUUUCAAAGCGAAUGUAUAUGAUUUCCAACUGUAUGUGAACAGUUUAUUGGGAUUCCACAAAGGAGUGUACUUGAAGACCUUUGACAUGGACUUUUCAUUGAGAUCCAUCGAUAUCAAUUUGGGCAAUUUCAUGGAUGAUGAUGAAUUGUCCGACGUCAUGAACAAGGUCUUUAAGGAGUUAACACCAAAGGUCAUAGAAGCUAUCAAGCCGGACAUACUUCCGGGUAUCCAGAGUUAUGUAGGUAGCAAAAUUAACGAGACCGUCCAUCAAAUCACCCUGAAGGACAUAAUUAGUGUGUUGGGCAAUAACGAAAUCCGAGAAUUUACGCACAUUAUUGCGGUCUAAAUAUAUUUCUAAUGAAUUCUAUUAUUUGUAAAAAGUUUAAAAAAUAAUACCAACGAUAUUUAACUAUAUAUUUAACUAUUUAUAGAAUUCAAUUUAGUAUGUUUUUAAUUUGAAGUCAAAGAUAGUCAUUUCUUUCAUUCUUUUUAAAAGAUCUUUUCCUCCUUUGAAAGAUCUUACAAAAUUUGUCAAUAGUUACAUUUUGAAAAAUUACAUUUCAAUAAAAUAGGGAGUAUUUGUUAAAUUAUGAGUAUCAUAAAGUAGGUUCUUUAAAAAAUGAUUUUAGAUAUGAAAAUUUUGUUAUAUAAAAAUAGAAUUUCUUAAGGCAGCACAAACAUUGAUGUCUUUUUAAGUAUGCUUUUUUGAAGUAAAUCUUGUCUGUAUUUCUUACAAUUUUGGAGAUAUUUAGUGGUAAGUAGAGUGUGGUUCUUUAAUCUUGUAGUUUGUUGUAGAAACUUGUGUAAGCUUUUUAGUAGUGCUGUUAUAAUGUUGUUCUGAAUGUUCCAACAUGUUCUUAAAAAUGUACUUUACUAUAUGGGAAAUAUAAAAGUUCUUAUUACGCACAUA
Bombus pyrosoma is the source of this 1791-nucleotide messenger RNA. RefSeq lists its product as uncharacterized. The record is from RefSeq and is a predicted model, not a curated record. Lineage: Eukaryota; Metazoa; Arthropoda; Insecta; Hymenoptera; Apidae. The coding region runs from base 151 to 1227 and encodes 358 amino acids. The transcript is spliced from 7 exons.